Closterium sp. Yama58-4 is the source of this 1806-nucleotide messenger RNA. Lineage: Eukaryota; Viridiplantae; Streptophyta; Zygnematophyceae; Desmidiales; Closteriaceae. The record is from the annotation of a GenBank genome assembly.
AUGAAGAGCGCGCGCCGUCGCGAGAGCUCUCGACUGCUGGCGCUACCCGACGAGCUUCUCCAGCCCAUCCUCGCGCUCGUCGACCAUCCGCGCGACCGCUGCAGCCUCGCGCUCUCCUGCUCGCUCCUCCGCCGCCUCUCCCGCCGCACGCCCCACUCGCUUCGCCUCCACCCGUUCGCCAAAAAACACGACGCCACUGCCCGAGAAUGGCUGAAGAAUCUCGAAGUUUAUUCGGGGGUAUUUACCCAUAUAAUCGACCUCACGGUGGAGGUUAGUGCCGGCAUCCUGGACCACCUUCUGGGCGGCAUCGCCGCGGCGUGCGCGCGACUGGAGAGGCUGAGGCUCGUGUCGACGCGCGGCAGGUUUCAGAUUAACCCUGCGACCUGGAAGAAUUUCGUCACGCAAUGCCCACGACACAUCACACAACCACAUCCCCCUGCACCCCUCUUCCCCCUGCACCCCUCUUCCCCCUGCACCCCUCUUCCCCCUGCACCCCUCUUCCCCCUGCACCCCUCUUCCCCCUGCACCCCUCUUCCCCCUGGCACCCCUCUUCCCCCUGGCACCUCCUCUCCUCCCCGCCCUCCCAUCAGUCGCAUGGCAUCACUGGAGCUCGAGUGCAAAUAUGCCUGCAACGACCCUCUGCCUCCCCCAGUGCACACCUUCCCCGCACUGCGCUCUCUCUCCCUCCUCUUCGUGCCCACGCACUACCGCUUCAUCGCCCUCUGCUCCUCGCUCACCUCGCUCACCCUCUUGCGCCCCGACCCCUUCGCCCUCGUCACCCUCGCAUCGCGCUCCUCCCCUCUGCGCCGCUCCCUCGCCGCCCUCACCAUCCACAAUGCCAAGCUCGAAGGCGCCCUCAGGCCCCUCGCGGCCUUCCCGCGCCUCACCUCGCUCGCCUUCCACUCCUGCGACAUCGACCCCUGCGACCUGCACGUGCUCGCUCGCUCGCUGCACACGCUCACCCAUCUGGCGGUCCACGACAGCCCCAUGAUUCCCAGCCACUCCCUCGCAGCACUCGCUGACCGCAACCCUGCGCUCGCCUCCCUCUCGCUGCACUCCACCUCCCACUUCCUCUUCAUCCCACGUGGCCUCCGGGAUCUGGCACGCUGCAGCAGUCUGCAACGCCUGACGCUGAAAGGACGGGAGGCGGCGAGGGAGAGUAUCAUGCCGUCUGAGUCGCCACAGAAGCCGUCUCUGGACUACAUUGUGGCCAUGCUGGUGCGCGUGGAGCAGCGGGGGAUCGCUGACGGACCAGAGGGAAGGAAUGAUGGAGUGGGGAGAUGGGAAGGGGCGAUGGCUGUGGACAACCAAGGCGGAGGAAGCACCGCUGCCUCCUCUGCAGCGGCAUCAGAAGAAGAAGCAGGAGAUGAGUCAGAGGCAGUGAUAACCGCAGAAGCAGAAGCAGCAGAGGACGACGAGCUAGCGUCGCCUGCAGCAGCUGCCACGGCGGCGGUGGCCUCUGAGGGGGUGAUGAUGAGCAGCAGCAGCGGGCGUCGGUACGUGGACCUGCGCAGGGAAGCAGCAGCGGAGCGCGCUGACUUUGUGGCAGCAAUGGACAAGUGGAUGGCUUUUCAUAAGAUGUCCAAGUGGAAGCUGGAGGAGGCCGCCAGAGAGGCCGUGCAGCGCCGCCACCUGCACCAGGGGGUGGACGCCCUUCAUUACAUCCACCAGGCCGCCGUUCAGGUGCGCUCCGCCAUCCUGCUCUGCCGCUGCGUGCGGCUGGCUAAGGCCGAGAUGAAACGCAGGGGUGCACGUGAGGGGGCAUCCCUUCAUCAUCCUCCCCCCACUGUGCUGUCCCAAUACUGA